AUGUCGACUUGUCGUUCAUCCAAUGGCAGCAAGAUGAUGGUCUGUGGAAAUAAUGACUAUUUUCAAUGCACGGAGCAAUUCCCUUCGCUUCCUUCUGUUUACAAACCCACCGCAUUGCAGCAAAAUGAAAAUUUUGUUGGUUUUUAUGAUUCCAUUCAAGACAUGGUGUGCGGAGCUUAUUAUGGAAUUAUUUUGAAUGAGAAGGGUGAAUUGUAUGGUUGUGGAAGAAACGAAUAUGGUGAAUUGAGUCAACAUGAUGAAUCUGAAGUGCAGAAUGUUGUGACAAAUUUCAAAAGAAUUCCUUUCACUCAUGGAUCUGUAAAAUUUAUUGCUGCAAAUUAUUUCACCUCGUAUCUGGUCACCACCGAUAACAAUGUCUAUUGGUCAGGUAAUCAAACCAAUAGUCGUCGAUUCGUUCUACAUGAUGGAUUUGCAGAGCUUAAAACGAGCGUCUUGCAAGGUCGAAACUAUAACAUUCACAAAAUUGAGACUGCCAAUUCUUCUAUUCAUUUCGUGUUGGAAAUUCAAUAUGACAAUGGAGAAUGGGAAUUGUUUGGUAGCGGCAAUUGUACACACACGUAUGAAGAUGGUACCGAUAAAUCCAAUCAAGACUCUAAUCAUCAAGUCUAUUCAUGUAUGAAAUAUAAGGGUGGUCCACUUCGAAUUCUGAAAUGCGGUGGUAAUCAUACCAUGUUGUUAACUCUGGAUUAUCAAUUGAAAGGAGCUGGAUUAAAUUCGAGGCAUCAAAUUGGACCUAAAUCUGGCAAUUAUAACUUGAAAGAUACCAUUGAACCCAUUGGAUUUACCACGCAUCAAAUAUUGGACAUUACUUGUGGUGAAAAUUUCACAGUCUAUGCCUUAACGAAUAAUGAAUUGUGGUUUUCAGGUUCAUGUUGUGGAAAUAAUUCAGACACAUUCACACUUCUUACCACUUCUCCUGCUCCCUUCAAAUUUGUUGCGUCUGGAUAUGAUUUUGUACUGUUUGUGGAUAUUUUUGGAGUUGUUUAUACCAAUGUGAAUAGUUUGAGCAGCGUGCCAUUUGAGGUUGGACAAAUAGAUUUGGAAGUGAUUAACAAGGUGGCUGCAGGAAAACAAUUUGCUUAUUUCAUUCAUGCAACCAGUUCGAAACUAGUGACCGAACAUUUUUGUAAAUUGAGACGAGUCAUGCAAGAGGGAUUACUCUAUGAUGUGACUAUUCAGUGCUGA
This is a messenger RNA of Naegleria lovaniensis, 1206 nucleotides long. RefSeq lists its product as uncharacterized. NCBI's taxonomy places the organism in Eukaryota, Heterolobosea, Eutetramitea, Acrasida, Naegleriidae. The transcript has 3 exons. Bases 1 to 1206 code for a protein of 401 amino acids. The record is from RefSeq and is a predicted model, not a curated record.